Molecule: messenger RNA, 4349 nt
Organism: Tympanuchus pallidicinctus (lesser prairie-chicken)
Lineage: Eukaryota; Metazoa; Chordata; Aves; Galliformes; Phasianidae
Gene: GAB1
Product: GRB2 associated binding protein 1
Exons: 12
Coding region: 410-2608 (732 amino acids)
Source: RefSeq, a predicted model, not a curated record
GGGGCGGUGCCAGCCAGGCGGAGCGACGGCCGCAGCCUGCCCCGGGACGCCGGAGCUCGAGUUGCGGCGGAGGGGCGGCGGCCGCCCCAAUCGGCUCUCCCGAUGCGUGUGUGAGACGGCGGCUGCGGGAGGAGGAGGAGGAGGAGGAGGAGAAGAAGGAGGAAAGGGAGCCUCCCGCCCCGGCCCCGCUCGCCCUCCGCUCCGGCCGCUCGUUGUGCGUGAGACACAGACACACACAGCCCGCGCCCAUCCCUCCUCCCGCCCCUUCCCUCGCCCCGCAGCCCCAGGAGGCCGAAGCGGGCGCGGUGCUGCCACCGCGUCUCGGGGCUCCCUCGGCCCGGCCCGGCCGCCGCCGCCGGAGGAGCAGGAGCAGGAGAAGGAGGAGGAGGACGAAGCGGGCGGCCCAGCCAUGAGCGGCGGGGAGGUGGUCUGCUCGGGCUGGCUCCGAAAGUCCCCACCGGAGAAGAAGUUGAAGCGCUACGCAUGGAAGAGGAGAUGGUUUGUGCUUCGGAGUGGCCGUUUAACAGGAGAUCCAGAUGUACUGGAAUACUACAAAAAUGACCAUGCCAAGAAGCCUAUCCGUAUUAUUGACUUAAACUUGUGUCAGCAAGUGGAUGCUGGAUUAACAUUCAACAAGAAAGAGUUUGAAAACAGCUACAUUUUUGACAUCAACACUAUAGACAGAGUUUUCUAUUUGGUGGCAGACAGCGAGGAGGAGAUGAAUAAGUGGGUUCGAUGCAUCUGUGAUAUCUGUGGGUUCAACCCUACAGAUGAGGAUGCUGUGAAGCCCCCAGUCAGUUCUUUACAAGCAUCUGCUGAGUUACCCUUGCCCAUCAACACUUCACCGCCUUCCAUGCAAGCAGAAUCUUCCCUACCUCCUCCUUAUCAGCUUAUUAACAUCCCCCCACUGGAGUCUUCCUCUAGUCAAGAAGAUCCUCAGGACUAUCUACUGCUAAUUAACUGCCAGAGUAAAAAGCCCGAACCAAUGAGCCAAGGGUCACCCUUUAUCUCUGAAGAAGGGCAGGAAUACCUUCUCUUAGAAGACUUUGAAAGUAAAAAGGUUCCACUGCAAUCUCACGCUGACUCUGCAAAAUCCAGCUCUUCUGAAACAGACUGCAAUGAUAACGUGCCCUCCCACAAAAACCCUGCUCCAUCCAUGAGCAAGCAAGCUGUGAAUGGCUUUUUUCAGCAGCAAGGUGUCUAUGACUCUCCGCCUUCUCGUACUGGACUACCGUUGGCAGACUCCAGCCUUUAUAACCUGCCCAGAAGUUACUCCCAAGAUGUUUUACCAAAGGCAGCAUCUCCAACGGGGACUGAUGCAGAAGGCGAGCAGCAUGUUUUCAGUACGCCAUCAGCGGCGUCGUCGUUAGAUGCACAGAUGAGGCACAUCUCCAUUAGUUACGACAUUCCCCCUACACCCGGAGGUACUUACCAGAUUCCACGAACUUUUCCAGAAGGAACAUUGUCUCAGACUACAAAGUUGGAUACUAUUCCAGAUAUUCCUCCACCUCGGCCACCAAAACCUCACCACGCUGCAGAUCGAUCUCCUGUGGAAACAUGUAGCAUUACUCGCACAGCUUCAGAUACUGAUAGUAGCUAUUGUAUCCCUACAGCAGGAAUACCACCCUCACGCAGUAACACCAUUUCAACUGUAGAUUUGAAUAUCUUUCGUAAAGAAAUUAGUUCUCAAGACUGUUAUGAUAUUCCACGAACGUUUCCGAAUGACAGAUCUAAUUCAUUGGAGGGCUUCCAUAACCACUUUAAAAACAGAAGCAUGUUGACAGUGGGAAGUGUUUCAAGUGAAGAACUAGAUGAAAAUUAUGUCCCAAUGAAUCCCAACUCUCCUCCACGACAGCAUUCCAGCAGCUUCACUGAACCCAUCCAGGAAACAAAUUAUGUUCCAAUGACACCAGGCACGUUUGAUUUUCCGUUAUUUGGAAAGCAAGUCCCUCCUCCCUCUCACAUGGGUUUCAGGUCCAGUCCAAAGACCCCUCCCAGACGGUCAGUGCCUACUGAAAAAUGUGAACCACCGCCAGUGGAUCGGAACCUCAAACCAGACCGAAAAGGUCAAAGUCCUAAAAUUUUAAGACCUAAACCACAUGGUUUAGAGCGAACUGAUUCACAAACCAUAGGUGACUUUACUACAAGAAGAAAGGCAAAACCAGCUCCACUAGAAAUAAAACCUUUGCCUGAAUGGGAAGAAUUACAAGCCCCAGUUAGGUCUCCUAUCACCAGAAGCUUUGCACGAGAAGAAGAGUCCUUCUAUUGUACUGUUCCUAUAACACCUGUUAAGAGGGAGGGAUCAGGCUGGGAGAGGACAGAGGAGAAUUUGUUCGGUAGCAACAGUCUUGAUGGAGGAAGCAGCCCCAUGGUAAAACCUAAAGGAGAUAAGCAAGUAGAAUAUCUAGAUCUGGACCUAGAUUCAGGAAAAUCUACCCCGCCUCGUAAGAAGAAGAGCAGCGGUUCAGGCAGCAGUGUGGCAGAUGAAAGAGUUGAUUAUGUUGUAGUUGACCAGCAGAAAACGCUUGCACUGAAGAGCACGCGAGAGGCAUGGACUGAUGGGCGACAGUCUACAGAAUCAGAAACACCCACAAAAAGUGUGAAGUGAAAACACUGCUUAUUCUUCAAAGAACGGAAAGGAAUGAAUUUUGAAGAUUUAAAGAACCAUAAUGGCCCUGUUGCUUGACUGUACGGUAUUCACUGGUGUGUGAAUAGGUUUUUGACCGAGUAGGACGGAAGCCAAAGGACGCUUCAUAAGCAUCAGAGGAGUUUAAGAUCAUAAAUUGGCUAUGUGGUCUCUGGAAAAUUUGCAACCUGUAAAUAACGUGUAAAAUAGUACCACUUUGCUUUCAGAAAACCUCUCGUUCUGUAGUUAACACGUUUGUAGUAUUACCAUGUUUAUGCACUUUUUCAGUUACAAUGUUGGUUCAGGUAUUCCCAGUUAGUGUACCUUAAUGCCUAAUUCAUUUGCAGAAUUUUUUUCCUUACACUACUAUUCUUUACAAUUCUAGGUUAAUUAAGCUACGUGUAGAUAUGGAAAUGAAUAUUUGAACUUCAUUUUAACAACUUAAAAUCAAUUUUUUGCAGAAAUGCUUUCACAAUAGAAUAAUCUACUUGAAGUGUCAAGAGGUAACCGUUAGUUACGUACUUGUUUAUAUUUAAUACAUGCAAAAGAUUAUUUGGAAGUCUGCAGGUUACCUUCCUAACAAAAAUUGCUGUGAUUUAAUAAUAAUGACCUAUACUGGGUUUAGACCUACAAUACUGGCUUAUAUGUUAGUUGUUAGCGGUGGAACUUCUAUUGUAUUUUAUUAAUGACAGUGUUCUGUGUUUGAUAGGUGAAGAUUCUGCAGGGUGGGAUCUCACACUUUUUAAGACUGAGUAAUUAAAUAUCAAGUAAGCCUGCAAACCACUGAUGGCAUGCAGUAAUAUUGUGAUCUCACACUUAUUAACAAGAAAUAACCUUUAUAUUAUUUACAGAAGGUAGAGUAUAUAAAUCAGGUACGUACCAAGCACUAUUGUGCUAACACACUGAUCAGGUUUAGACAGUGAGCUUUAGUUUUGUACUGUUUAGAAGUUCUAAUGUCAGUUUUCAGUUCAAGAUUAACGGGACAGUUUGACAUUCACUGUUUAUAGUACUAGCAAAAUACUGUGAUUUUGAAUUAGACAUUAAUUCAAAUGGAAAUACUAUGUUUCGACACCGUAGUGCCCUUCUUACGAUCUGUAUUUUACUUUAAUCUCCUGCUUGGCCUUAUAUUUAAAUCCCUAUGCAACUGAUAUUUUAUAUCUCUGUUUUAAAAAUUAGAUCAUGUACUUAAAUGAUCCCCUCGUAAACCACUCGUUCCUCUUUCCUGGUACAGGAUUUUAAGCUCUGUAUACUGUGAUCCCUUAUUUUACUAUGACAGUUCCAAAUAAUAAUCUGCCUUGAUUUAGAAACAAUUUUUUUGAUAUAUGGAAGAAAAUAGAGCUCUUUAAAUACGUGAACAGGAUAGAUUUAGAUAGAAAACUUACUAACGCUUUUAUUUUUUCCUACAACUGCCCUUGAGUAAGCUAUCGGUUUUGUUUCACCCCCAUCCCCCCCAUUGUUUUAUUUUGUCCAGGUCACUUAAAAUUUGAGUAUGCAGCUGUUUUGUUUUCUGACAUGUUGGCCUUAGUACUGUGCCUAAUCCACCGUUCGUUGGUUCUCUCCCCUCGCAACCACAAUCUACCAUACGUAAAUUAUGUUAUUUUUAACGAAGGUUCUUUUAAAAUUAGUAAUAUUUUGAUGCUUUGAAUGUUCAUUAAAAAAAAAAAAAAAGCUAAAAAAUGGAUUUUGAGGUGAAUUUUAAAUAAAUCAAGUUGUUCAGUUUCGA